GUUGGUGAUGUCCUGGUGGCUGCGGGCGUCAUAGCCUACCUAGGGCCCUUCACGUCUGUCUACCGAGACGAGUGCAUUAGGGAGUGGCUGCAGCUUUGCACGGAUUAUAAGAUAACCUGUUCCAGCACAUUUACCCUCACACAGUGUCUGGGCGAUCCAGUGAAGAUACAGGCCUGGAAUAUCUUCGGACUGCCUCGAGAUGCUUUCUCCAUUGACAACAGCGUGAUUGUUGCCAGUGCUAGACGAUGGCCUUUGAUGAUCGAUCCCCAAGGACAAGCUAAUAAGUGGAUUAAAAAUAUGGAGAAAGAGGCCGGCAUUGUGGUCGUUAAGCUGACUGACUCGGACUACAUGCGGAAGAUGGAAAACAGCAUUCAAUUUGGCAUUCCAGUUCUACUGGAAAACGUUGCAGAGGAACUGGAUCCCGUCUUGGAGCCGUUGCUCCUUAGACAGACUUUUAAACAAGGUGGUGUGGACAUGAUAAAACUAGGAGAGAACACCAUUGAGUACUCCAAGGACUUCCGAUUUUAUAUUACAACGAAACUACGCAACCCGCAUUAUCUUCCUGAAGUGGCUGUCAAGGUCUCCCUCUUGAACUUCAUGAUCACUCCAGAAGGUUUGGAGGAUCAGUUGCUUGGUAUUCUGGUAGCAAAGGAGAAGUAA
Dibothriocephalus latus is the source of this 660-nucleotide messenger RNA. The record is from the annotation of a GenBank genome assembly. Lineage: Eukaryota; Metazoa; Platyhelminthes; Cestoda; Diphyllobothriidea; Diphyllobothriidae.